Amphimedon queenslandica is the source of this 1116-nucleotide messenger RNA. RefSeq names its product TNF receptor-associated factor 5-like. NCBI's taxonomy places the organism in Eukaryota, Metazoa, Porifera, Demospongiae, Haplosclerida, Niphatidae. Bases 1 to 1116 code for a protein of 371 amino acids. The transcript is spliced from 3 exons. Gene Ontology annotation, molecular function: zinc ion binding. The record is from RefSeq and is a predicted model, not a curated record.
AUGUCUCAGUUCAGCAAAGAAGAGCUUUCAUUUGUUAAAGAAGUACCUGAACAGAUUGAGAUAGAGUGUCCAGUUUGUCUUGAUAUCUUGACAGAUCCUCAUCUGGUGACUUGCUGUGGACAUAAUUUCUGUGGGUCUUGUAUUGAGAGAGUAAAAGCUGGUGAUGGACCUUGUCCUAUGUGUAAAGAGAAGAAAUACCAAUCAUUUAUCGAUAAAAAGUGCUCACAGAAGAGAGAAGGAGAAUGUGAAUAUGAAGAAGUGAAGUGUCGAUAUGAGAAAUGUCAAGAGAGAAAGCAACGUAAGCACAUUAAACUUCAUGAGGAUCAUAGAUGUCCUCAACGUAUAGUUGAAUGCAAAUAUUGUGGAGGUAAAGGCACGUUCCUCUUUAUUACAAAGGAUCAUUAUGAGGAAUGCAGGCAGUAUCCUGUUACUUGUCCCAAUAAAUGUUUAUCUACUAAUAUGCCACGAUAUAAGCUCAAGUAUCACAUCAGCAAGUGUCCAUUAGAGCAAGUAGAUUGUGUGUUUAGUUGGGCUGGUUGUAAUGAUAAGCCAUUACGUAAAGACAUAGAUGAACACACUGCUGAUACUAAACACAUGACACUAUUAGCUGCAGCCUGUGGACAAUUGAAGAAAGAUGUUGAAAUACUAAAAUAUGAAAACGCAACUUUGAAGUAUCACAUUCACAGUGCUGUAGCUGAUAAUUCAUAUCCAUCAUUACCAAUUGAUAUUACAGCAGAAAGUGGAGUAGUUCAUUUCUAUUCUGGCCCAUGUGGACGACACAUGUCAGCUAGAAUAAUAGAAGGAGGCCUCUUUGCGGAGACCUUCAUGCUAAUAGCAUUUCAUGAAGGAAUAUUUGAUGCCAAUUUUCAACCGAAGCUUUCUAAAAUAUUUGCAAAAAAUAACAAUACAGAUGCACCAUUGAUAACAGACACAGAAGCUACUUAUAAGCAAUUGCCUAAUGAUGUCCUUGGCACCAUUACCAACUGCAAUAAUCUUCCACCUGGAUAUGGGAGGGCUAAUGAGCAGAUGAGCUUACAAUUGACAAUUUUAAAUUUUCAUUCUGUUACCAUUGGUAACACUAACUGCAAACAAGGGCGGGGCUGGUCUAGCAAAUAG